This is a messenger RNA of Hordeum vulgare subsp. vulgare (domesticated barley), 1953 nucleotides long. RefSeq lists its product as uncharacterized. Lineage: Eukaryota; Viridiplantae; Streptophyta; Magnoliopsida; Poales; Poaceae. Gene Ontology annotation, cellular component: extracellular region. The transcript has 9 exons. The coding region runs from base 1 to 1953 and encodes 650 amino acids. The record is from RefSeq and is a predicted model, not a curated record.
AUGGCACCGCACAAGUCGCUGCUGACACUCGCGGCCGCCCUAUCGCCAGUCACUCGUUGCACCACCGAUCGCGACGUCGGUUUCCAGCUCACUCUCACCCAUGUCAACGGGCGCGUUGCGCCUGCGUACACCAAGCUGCAGCUCCUCACCCGCGCCGUCGGCCGGAGCAGAGUCCGCGUGGCCGUGCUGAGCGACAUCGCAGCGGCGGUGGACCCGAUCACGGCCGCGAGGAUCCUAGUGAGGGCCAGCCAGGGCGAGUACCUGGUGGGCCUUACGGUGGGCGCACCGCCGGUGGAGUACACGACCAUCGUGGACACCGGCAGCGACCUCGGCUGGACGCAGUGCGCGCCGUGCAUGCUGUGCUCCGACCAGCCCACACCUUUCUUCCAGCCAACCGGGGUGUUAUGCUCGGCUCAAAAAAAAAACGUACCGCCUCGUGCCGUGCGGGUCGCCGCGCUCCCCUACCCGUCGUGCUUCCAUGCGGUCUCUGUCUACCAGUACUACUACGGCGACUACGCCUCGAGUGCCGGCGUCCUGGCCCAGGAGGCAUUCACGUUCGGCGCCGCCAACUCGACCAAGGUCAGGGUGACCGGCGUCGCCUUCGGGUGCGGCAACGUCAACGCGGGCUACCUUGCCAACAACUCCGGCAUGGUCGGCCUCGGCCGCGGGCCGUUCUCGCUGGUCAGCCAGCUCGGCAAUUCCAAGUUCUCCUACUGCCUCACCUCCUUCCUCACGCCGGCGCCCAGCCGACUCUCCUUCGGCGCCAUGGCCACCCUCGACAGCACCAACACCAGCGACGGCGCGCCGGUGCAGUCCACGCCGUUCGUCCUCAACCCGGCGCUGUCGUCCAUGUACUUCCUGUCCCUCCAGGGCAUCAGCCUGGGGGACGCGCGCCUGCGCGUCGACCCGCUCGCGUUCGCCAUCAAUGACGACGGCUCGGGCGGCUGCAUGAUCCCCCCCCCCCCCCCCCCUGAAAUACAAACCCGCCGCCCCUUCCUCCCGCCGGCCACGCCCAUCGCCAGUCGGUCGUGCCGCGUCGCGCGCCGGCUGCGUCCCGUCCCCGCCAACCGCAUCCAUCACCAUGCCGGUCGCGUCCAGCUUCAUCGGUCGUGUCUUGUCGUCCGCUGGCAGUGUCCUGCUCUGUUGCUAGCCGCGUCGGUCGAGUCGUGCCUCUUUGUCGGCCAUGCCGGGAGGAUUUUGACAGCGAGGCCGAGGUCAUGGGAGGCCAUGACGAGUUGCGGCAUUGUCUUGGAAAGGUGUAGUUCCGAUUCCCACUUCGACCGCGCCAACAUGACGGUGCCGCCGGAGAACUGCAUGUUGAUCGACAGCGCCACGGGGUUCCUGUGCCUAGCCAUGGCACCGUCCGGCGACGGCACCAUAAUCGAUUUGUUUUGGGGAAGCAAUGCUUUCCAUAAGAAGCACAACAUGUGCUUCUGCCUGAAACAAAACUAUGCUUUCCGAAAAAAGAAAAGCACAUAUGUGCUUCCCUCAAAAAAGGGAAAAACUUGCGGCAUUGUCUUGGAAAGGUGUAGUUCCGAUUCCCACUUCGACCGCGCCAACAUGACGGUGCUGCCGGAGAACUGCAUGCUGAUCGACAGCGCCACGGGGUUCCUGUGCCUAGCCAUGGCACCGUCCGGCGACGGCACCAUAAUCGGCAACUACCAGCAGCAGAAUCUGCACAUGCUCUAUGACAUCGCCGACAGCCUCUUGUCAUUUGUUCCGGCGCCUUGUAACAUGGAUUGGCUUGCUCGGUCGACACAGGUGAAGACAGAGUCAGACCCCGACAGGGCGGCCACCGACGAAUGGGCAGACAAGGAAGACGCACGCCGACGGGCGGCCGUCGGUGGAGUGGACGGGCGACCGUUGGCGAAGCGGGCGGAGACCGAAUUCCUCCGCGAGCUAGAGCUUGGUAGCUCAUUCGAAUCAAUUCAGCCAGACGAGCUAGCUAGCUAG